CGUGGCGCAUGCGCAAUGCUGAUCACACUGUGCUACCUCUAUCUGUGGGCGCGCUGGGGGGCCCGGCCGGCCGGGCUGAUCCGCCGCACUGUGCGCCGCCUCUACCGCACCCGCUGCUCCUUCACCUUCUGCGGCUGCGGCGGCGCCGUCUCCCCCCCGGCCAGGCCCCGGCGGCAGCGCAGGCAGGGGCCGGCCGAGGAGCGGGUCUGCCUGCGCAUCGGCACCAAGGUCUUCUUCACUGGCGAGGCCCAGUCCCUGGAUGACUUAAACAAAUGGAGUCUACUUCUUAUAACUCCCUUUAUUUAUGCUGACAAAAUAGUUGAAGCAGAACAGAUUGCAUUUGUGACAGAAAGUGUUUCUGCUCAGACAGAUAAUUUACAGAGUAUAUCUAGCUCUUCAAAAAAAGUUGUGAAGUGGUCAGACUAUUGUUCACCUUUGGCCUAUAAAUCUGGAGAAACAUAUAAAUUAAUUGCCAAAGCAAGUGUGGAUAAUUUCAGUAACCUUGGAAUAGCGUUCAUGGAAGACAGACUUCAAAUGGAUAAUGGAAUGGUGCCAAACAAGAUUGUUUCUGUUCAUUUACAGGAAUCUGCUCUUAAGAAGUUAGAACAGGUGGCCUCAGCUGUGGAAGAGAAGAAAAGUGCUAAUGGCACAGAACUGGAAGAACUGACCCCUGCUAUAUCUUUAGAGUCUACUGCUGAAUAUGAAUCAGAUGUAGCUGAUCCUCCAGGAGGAGGUGGUGAAGGGAUGCAAGCAGAGAGAUCCAAGCUAGAAAGAGGACAUGAGUCUCAGGAUGAAUCUAAUAACCUUCCUGAUAAAGAAACAGGUUCUGGAGAACACCACCAUCUUCAUCUUUCAAUCUGUCAUGAGUGCUUGCAACUUGAAAGCAGUACCAUUGAGUCAGUAAGAUUUGCUUCUGCAGAAAACAUUCCAGAACUUCCUGAUGAUUGCAGUGGCAGCUUGGAAGAAGUUACUGAUGACUUUCUGGCAAGAGACAUAAAAAGAAUAAAUCUUAGUGGGAAGCCUCCUAAUAUUUUGGUUUACGUGGGUUCUGACUAUAUGAAAACAAAAUUUGAGCAGAUAGACUCAAUCCUCAAGGAAUGCAUUGAUCCAGACAAUUAUGUAAUCUACCCAUUGCUGGAGAAGCAAAUUCUGAAAGUUCCAUGGCUUGAUAACUCUUUGUUGUUGGUCAUUGCCACAGAGGAACCCAUUUCUGAGGACAAUCAUAAACAAUUUCUGACCUUCUUGGCAAAAGGUGGAAAGAUUUUAGGACUUUCUACCUCUUUUACUUUUGGCAGUAUAAAAGUGAAGAGCAAAAAUGAACUGAAUAAGACCAUCCAUGAACUGGUGGUCUUUAAAGCAGACAACACUGAAGUUAAAUUAAACCUUUUGACUAGUGGCAGUGUUUUUGAGGAGGAUGUUCAGGAAGAUAUCAAGAAAGCAAGGCCACUGAGUCGCUUAAAUAAUCCAGAUAAAGAUAUAGUUAUUAUUCACCUGACUUAUGGAGACGUUAGAGGAGAAGCCAUUCUUUGUCAGGUACACUUGGAGGUAGAUAUCAGUUCUGUGGCCUUGCAAACUCAACAGGAUUUUAAUUCACUGAAAAUGAGUAAUGCCAAGAGAUAUGAAGUUCUUAAGGAGAUUCUGACAUUACUUGGCCUGAGUUGUGAAUUAAGUGAAGUUCCUUCAUUAACUCCUAUUUAUCUGUUCUCUCAUGAGAAGGAAAUCCAUGCUUCUUUUUUGAAGUGGCUACACCAAAAUGUAGAUGCUGAAGGAUUAAUAAAAUCCAGCAAGAUGUCUCUUAAAUUUAUGCCAUUUUACAAGCCUGAAAUGGAGAUAACACCAUGUCGAAUGCCAGUCAUCACUGAGCUGGGGGACUUCUCAUCUGAGCACUUCAGUGUGGAGACAUAUCGACAUAAUCUGCAAACAAAGAAGCUUGGAAAGAUUGUUCUGUUUGCUGAAGUAACAUCAACAACAAUGAAUCUUCUUGAUGGGUUGAUAUUCGAGUUGCCUAAGGAAAUGGGUUUAAUAGCUAUCGCAGUGCGACAAACACAAGGAAAAGGUCGUGGCGGAAAUGUCUGGCUCAGCCCUGCGGGCUGUGCUCUAGCAACUUUGCAUAUCUCUAUUCCUUUGGACUCCCAGCUAGGACAGAGAAUUCCGUUUAUUCAACACCUAAUGUCUGUCGCUGUGGUGGAUUCAGUUAGAACUAUACCUGGGUAUCAGGAUAUUGACCUGCGAGUGAAGUGGCCAAAUGAUAUUUACUACAGUGACCUUAUGAAGCUUGGUGGGGUUCUAGUGACUUCUACACUUACGGGAAAAACGUUUCACAUACUCAUUGGUUUUGGAUUUAAUGUGAAUAAUAGCAACCCUACUAUUUGCAUCAAUGAUCUCAUCAAAGAACACAAUAAAAAAUAUGGCACAAAGCUCAAGUGCUUAACUACAGACUAUCUGAUUGCAAAAUCUGUAACUGUGCUUGAAAGACUGAUAGAUACUUUUCAGGAAAAAGGGCCUAAUGGAGUUCUUCCCCUUUACUAUAAAUAUUGGGUGCACAGUGGUAAACAAGUCCGUCUCCAGAGCGAGGAGGGCCCAAUAGCAUGGAUUGUUGGUAUUGAUGAUUGUGGAUUCCUUCAAGUUCACGAGGAAGGCAAAGGUGUAGAGUCUGUGCAUCCUGAUGGUAACUCUUUUGACAUGCUGAGAAACCUUAUAAUCCCAAAGCAGCAAUAGCCGUCAAGUUUGGUAAAAAUGGCUGCUCUGAGAAGACUGUUUAAUAUUCAGGGUCUACCAUUAAACUUUACUGCAGACACUGUAUCAAGCCGGUUAUGAUUUAGAGCUUAAGUAGAGAAGCACUAUGCUCAUAGGCUGCCGGUUGCUUUUACAUUACUGUUUUAUUUCUGCUGGGUUGUCUAGCCAGUGGCCCAGAGGAACAGUUAGCAUUUUUCAUGUUGUAUACUUAAAAAAAAAAAAAAAUAGGGGUGAGAGGGAGCUAGGAGUUGGCAUAAAAUCGCUCUUUCCCUUAAGACUUGGUUUCUUCUUUCUUAGCCUGGACAUCUUACUUAGAAGCUGAUACAAAAGUUAGUGGCAUUUCUUUACUGAAAAUCCUUAUUCUUUCACUUGCCUCAACUUAAAAGUUACUGUUCAUUGUUAUCAUUGAAAAUAGGGACAUAGUUGGAAAGGAUCAGGUUUUACUGUUUCACUCAUGCAGUAGACUUACAAUCUAAAAUGCCUGUUUGUUUUUAAUAAACUCUCUACAUAAUGACAUUUUUUCCAUGGUUGUGCUUUGGGUAUCAGCAGUUAAAAUAUUUAGAUGACUUUCUAUGCAUUUUUAAAGAAGUGAGUUCUGCUUCCUUUAUCAGCUAUGGAGGACACACCUGAAAGAAUUCACACACAUCCUAAGGGCAAAUGGUAGGAAUAUUACAGUUCUGAGCUUAAGGUGCCACUCUGUAGGUAGAUUAAAAUUCACCUGUAGAAACCAGUAAGACACUUUUCAAUCUGGUUUUCUUCACAUGGGCCUCUGAAUCCUUCCUUCAUCUUAUAAUUCUGCCUUGCAAUAGUGGUAGACCUUUUGCACCUCUCAUGUAUGUCUGCUUUGUGUUGGGGCUUCUUUACCAUCAGUGUCUAUGAACUGAAUUUGUGUAAAGUUCCCAGAAUUGAGGUGUAUUCUGCUUUUCAUAUUCUAAGAUGGUUAACAAGAUAGAAAUAAAUCACCCUGUUCCUUCUUAAACCAUGGUCUUUCAAGAACGUUUUAUCCUGUGCCACAGUUGUCCAGUCCAGAGACUACUUAAUCACUAUUAUCCCCUGUCUCUUUUGCCAUAAAAUCCCUAGUCUGAGAAUGACUGUUAGGGUUCGAUAUAUUUAACCUGAUCUAUAAAACAACAAACUCUAUCCAGAUGUUAAAACAAGAGACAGAACUCUGCUUCUCAGGUCACCUGCAUAAGCAGUAGUGAAAAAAAACAGAAGUGUUCUUUAUUUGCAACUGGCUACCUGAAAUUCUGGCCAUUUCAGGUUCAUAUCAUUUCAAGGUCACAUCUAAAGGCUGCUUUUUGGAGGAAUGACCUCAAACCUAGUCUGCACACAUAGAGUGUGAACUGGUCAGUGGUCAACAUUGUUUCCUAGUGUGGGUUAGCCAUUUGUGAGCUCCAUACCUCUUCCGUAAGAAGCAGAGCGCAACCACUUAGGCUCCCACAAAUGUGCUCCUGUCUUCUAGCCAGAAAUGGAUUUUUGUGGGUUAAAGUUCACUUAACAAAUAAUCAGAAAAUGUUAGUAGAUUGUCUCAAUUACAAAUCCAAGCAGUUUUAAGGAAAGGAAAGAAGCUGGCCUGUAAUGGUAGAUUAGGGUAAUCCUUACAUAUUGGAGUUUGGAUGAUUUGGCAAUAAAUUGCUGGAGAUUAAGUUGUCCUCAUUAUACUUAAAGUAAGGAUUUUGAGCUCCAUAUCAUAGUCUGUCUCUCACUUUUUUGGUUUCCCAAAUGGUAUGGUUCUUGCAUCAUAUAGGACUGUACACUCAAACUGUGAAAGAAAUAAUAGUAGAGUCUAAGCAGAGCUUGAAUGACUAAUUUAAUAUAGUGUAUGUGUUCAGUAAAGUCUGACUUUUUUCUUCCCACUACGUAUCGGUGAUGGAAGAAUAUAGCUUGGUUUUAAAGUGACAUUUGGAACAGGAACGUUUGGCUGCUAAUUUGGUAAAUAUGUAUUAACAUAUAUUGCUGGGGCUGUUUAAAACUCAAAUCUGUCCGAUUUAGUAACUUCUUGAAAACAAAGAACAAAUCUGCCCAUGCAUUCACAGCUUCUGUGUCUAGAUAGGGCCCUGGUCUCCCUUCUUUGCCUAUCUUUCUUUCAGUCUGUACAUGUUACUACCUGCUAGGUGCAGAUGAAAGAAUUUCAACACUGCUUCUUUUUCCUUGCUAGCCUUACCUUCCGUUGCUAGUGAAAAGAAAACUCAGCAUAGCUUUUAGCUUUUCUUAGUCUGUCUGAUUUCAUCAUGGAAACCCCCUCUUAAUACAGAGCAGCACAUUCCCAAUCUGAUUCUUGUAUGCCUGGAUUAGUUCCAGGAAGCUGCUGUUUGUGUUACAGUUCUUAAUAUAAAACCUGACUACCACAGUUAGGGCACAGCUGGCCAGCCUCUCUGUAAAGCAGAGUUAGCAUAGGUAGAGCCAUAUCAAACUACUGAUUAUUAUUUUUUCUGAACAGAGUUGAUUUUAAGUAGCCACCUCUGUUUGAUCUGGCCCAUACCAGAGUGACUUAAUUAGCUUGAAAUAGCCCUUGUGAAAAUUUUACUGUGAAAAAUUUCCUGAUAAAUUUUGUAAUCAAGAUAAGCCCUGACUGAAAAGCCUCCAGAUUCAAGUACAUGUAAACUUUAGGGAAGGUUGGCUCUAGAGCAGAAUUUGGUGCCUGUGCCUGGUAUAUUUCAUAAAAGAAAACCAAGACUCUGGGUCCAGUCGCUCCAAAACUUUGGGAAGAUUUUCAUCCACUUUCAGGUGUGAAAUGUUUAGCUCAGGCUGUAAUACUUUUGUACAGACCAGACCUGUAAGCCUACAAAAACAUUGUUGUCUUUACUGAAACUCACUAUGGGUUUGCCCACAUGGAUUGUUCUGAAGGACUGGACCGUAUGGCAGGUUUUAAUUUGAAUUACUCUUCUUAAAACAUGUUCACCCUGUGCCAGGACAGAUAAAAAGCCAAUGGAAAAAACUAUAAAAUGCUAUUCAUUAAGGGAAGAACCAAAUGUCUGUCUAACUUAGUUGCAAUGGCAAGGGUCUUUACAGCAGGCAGAUAUAUUACUUUAUAUAAAAUGCCAGUCUUUUAUAGUUGCUAUCGUUACUUUUUUAAUGUAUGUGAGAGCUUCUUAAUGAAAAACAGAUUUUUUGUUUUAAGUUUUGCUGCUAUUGUGGAAACUUCUGCAUUGGAAAAAGUUAUCAUUUAGUUUCCUUUUGGUAAAUGAAAACUAAUGAAGUGUAGACCUGUCACAGCUCAAGUAGAUGGUGUGGGAAUACACUAUUUUUGCCUUUACGCUUAAUGGCCUAUUCUUGAGUGUACAAGACUACCUAUUGUCUUGAGGGAGGAAAAAGAGCCUUGAGAUGGAUGAAACAUUUGACUUUUGCUUCAGAAGUACCAAAGAAUUUUACAAAGAAAAUCUGUUUUAUACAGAACAGCUGAAUAAGUUCAUUCUGACUAGCAGCUGUUACUGUCAAGAAAAUACAUGGUCUUUCUUAUACCACACUCAUCUUAAGGUAUAUGGGGAACCCAGUCUGCAGUCCUUUUUUUUUGUGCCAAACAUGGCACAAAAAGUCAUAGAAUUUUUGUAUGAACACUAUUUUUUGCAACAAUUCCCUAUGCAAGACAGACAGAUGCAGUGUGGAAAUGUCUCUGGGCACAGGUAUAGAGGGAGCCAUCCCCAAAUCCAGAAGUAAUGCACUGAAAAUACAUAAUAUUAUUAAAAUGUCUAGAUUAGUAAAACACCUCUUUCAUUGUGAGGCUGAUGUCAUAUCUCAAACUAUUCUCUUGAUGAAGUGCUUUAAAAUAUUUUAUUACACUGCCCAGGUUUCUGCAACUUGAGUUUUUUUCCUGGACUUGGUUAUAAAACUCCUCAUUACACACUGUACACAUAUCUGUAGAGAUUAUUGAUGGCAAAAUGUAUGCUGAACAAGCCGAGGGAGUGUGAGGAUGUUUUAUCUAAACAGAUCUGAUGUGGUUUCCAGAGUUUUGAAAAUGUUAGUGUAUACUUAGAAUUAAGAGUUCAGCGCACUUUCCUCCUAUUAAAAUAUUUUAUAAGACUAUAGUGCAUUUUAAGUACCUAUUCAGAAAGUAUAACAUACUUAAAGGGCUGCGUUUCAAAAGUGUAUUAAAAAUGAUUAUAUCUUUAUGCUGCAGCUCAAGUAUUUCAGGUAAGAAAAUAUUUUUGAAUAUUUAUUUUGGACCCUUUUUUGCUUUGGCCACUGAACUUUAAUAGUCCGAAAAAAUUCACAUUUUAAAAUUAGUUGGGCAAAUAGAACACAUACAGUUCUGCAAGAAAAAUUGCAGCUUAGAAAUAUUUGGCCUGGAAAAAAGGCAUACAUCAUUUGUGCUUGAGCUGAAUUGAUGCUUCUUUUAGUUGGGUUGGGUACCAGAGUUGAAAUAUUAGCUGGUUUCCUGGGAAGCUGGAUUUAUCCAAGUAUAUUACGUGCUUAUGCCGCUGUAGUGAUUCAUAGAACUGGCUGGACACCAAAAUAAUGACGUCUCACACUGAAAGUGCCCCAGGAACUUCAGGAAAAGUUCUGAAAAAAGUUCUGAGAAAAGUUCUUUCCCCCCAGGAAAAGUUCUGAUUGAGGACAAAGAUAAUGGCAACUAACAGAAUAUGGUUGUCCUACAGUUUUUGAGAGUGUGCAGUUUGUAUUAUAUAUAAAUACUCCAUUUACUUCCAGUCAACAAACCUGGUGUUCAGGUCCCCAAGAUAAAACUGUUGUUAUAAAUUCAUAGGUGCAGUUGCAAGCAAACAAAUUAAAUCCCUGCAAUUUUAUAGUUUAAAAGAAUAAUCUCUGUAAGUAAAUGAUGUCAAAUAUAUUGUUAUAAUUAAAAUAAUCAAAAUAAUUUUUCAGAAAAUUUCAUACUGUAUGUCUAUCUGUUAACUUCCUAAAGAUGCCUUGUUUUUGUAUUAAAAACAGUCAAAUAGUG
Messenger RNA from Alligator mississippiensis (American alligator), 7633 nucleotides. RefSeq names its product holocarboxylase synthetase (gene HLCS). Lineage: Eukaryota; Metazoa; Chordata; Crocodylia; Alligatoridae. Gene Ontology annotation, molecular function: biotin--[biotin carboxyl-carrier protein] ligase activity. Gene Ontology annotation, cellular component: cytoplasm. Bases 16 to 2718 code for a protein of 900 amino acids. Gene Ontology annotation, biological process: protein modification process. The record is from RefSeq and is a predicted model, not a curated record. The transcript is spliced from 11 exons.